Molecule: messenger RNA, 1353 nt
Organism: Carya illinoinensis
Lineage: Eukaryota; Viridiplantae; Streptophyta; Magnoliopsida; Fagales; Juglandaceae
Product: ATP-dependent Clp protease proteolytic subunit-related protein 4, chloroplastic-like
Exons: 8
Coding region: 40-963 (307 amino acids)
Biological process (GO): protein quality control for misfolded or incompletely synthesized proteins
Cellular component (GO): endopeptidase Clp complex
Molecular function (GO): serine-type endopeptidase activity; ATP-dependent peptidase activity; ATPase binding
Source: RefSeq, a predicted model, not a curated record
CCCACUAUAAUUAUCCAUUUCCGAACGAUCUUUUUGUUGAUGUUCCUUCUACCGACUGCUAAAGCCAUGGCGGUCGUCACCACCGCUUCCAGCUUAGCGCUCCACUGGCCCAUGUUAGUACCGCCUCUAUCUGUAAACCCUAACCGCAGUUCAACCUCCUUCUCUCCGAAAUCAACUCUCUCCUGCAACUUCUUCACUCCCUUCCCCUACGGCAGCAUCUCCGCUGACUUCUCCGGCCACAAACUCCGUCCCUUGUCUCUCAAUCCGGCGUCGUUUCCUCGCUCCAAGGGUAAGCGAGGCGUCGUCACUAUGGUUAUUCCAUUUUCAAGGGGAAGUGCAUGGGAGCAACCUCCUCCGGAUUUGGCAUCUUACUUGUACAAGAACCGGAUUGUUUACUUGGGCAUGUCCCUUGUACCUUCUGUCACAGAGUUGAUACUGGCAGAAUUCUUGUAUCUUCAGUAUGAAGAUGCUGACAAGCCUAUCUAUCUAUACAUAAACUCCACUGGAACAACCAAGGGUGGCGAGAAGUUGGGUUACGAGACUGAGGCUUUUGCGAUUUAUGAUGUUAUGAGGUAUGUCAAGCCACCUAUAUUUACUCUCUGUGUUGGUAAUGCCUGGGGAGAAGCAGCUUUACUUUUGGCUGCUGGUGCCAAGGGGAACCGUUCUGCUUUGCCCUCGUCAACAAUCAUGAUAAAGCAGCCAAUUGCCAGGUUCCAAGGUCAAGCAACUGACAUUGACCUUGCAAGGAAAGAAGUAAAAAAUGUCAAGGCAGAGUUGGUUAAUCUCCUUGCAAAGCAUGUUGGAAAAUCGCCUGAACAGAUUGAAGAUGACAUCAGGCGCCCAAAAUAUUUUAGUCCUAGUGAAGCAGUGGAAUACGGCAUCAUUGAUAAGGUACUAUACAAUGAAAGGAGUUCUAAAGACCGUGGAGUUGUCUCAGACCUGAAAAAGGCGCAACUGAUUUGACUCUCAUAAAGCAUGGAUUUAUUAUUGUGUGGAAUAUUGAGAUCGAAGCAUACAAAAAUUAGGUUCUAGAUAUAGGAGGAGCAAGUUGCUCAGUAUGCGAAGAAAGGCUAAGCAUAAAGAAGAAAGUAGCAAACACCCAUGGAAAUCCCAUCAAAGUGGAGAAACUCAACCAUUGGCAAUGCAAAUUAUAUGAACACCCCCAAGGUACCAUUGGUAUUCUUGCCUGAUCAUAUCCAUGUUGAUGUCAAACAUUGUAGCUCAAGCUUGCCGAUGUGUAAAAACGAGUUUUCAUUGUGCUUUUCAUUAUUUGUUGACUUGGUGAUGUGAAAUGAGUAUUGGACAAGGCAUAGCUCACAUUGUUUCCUAGUUAACAUAUUUGGCACAGAAAAA